AUGACAACUUAUGGAACCAUACCAUCAGCUUCGUCACCCCUGCCAUCGUCCAACCUCGAGUUCAUCUCCCAUGCCAAGGCGCGGAUCAGGACCGGCCUCGCCACCCGCCAGCCAUGGAAGGAGAUGUUCCGGCUCUCCGCCAUGGCCCCUCCGGAUGGCCUCGGCGCAUCCGUCGGGCGGAUCCAAACGAACGUCGCGGUCUUCCGCAUGAACUACGCUGUCAUCGUGCUCACGAUCCUCUUCCUGAGCCUGCUGUGGCAUCCCGUGUCGCUGAUCGCGUUCAUGGUGAUGAUGAUCUUGUGGCUGUUCCUGUACUUCCUGCGGGAUCAACCGCUGAUCUUGUUCGGCCGGGAGAUCGACGACCGGGUGGUGAUGACCACGUUGUUCGUGUGCACCAUCCUGGCGCUGUCCUUCACUCAUGCGACCGAUAACAUAAUCGUGGCGCUGUUUAUCGGAGUCAUGGUGAUCGUAGUGCAUGGAGCAUUGAGGGGGACGGACGAUCUGCUGGUGGAUGACGAUCGACAAGCCGCCGGAUCCGGCGGCGGAGACGCCUUGAAUCCGCAGUUUCGGGAUCCUAUGUAUUCUUUGUCUUAG
Molecule: messenger RNA, 594 nt
Organism: Eucalyptus grandis
Lineage: Eukaryota; Viridiplantae; Streptophyta; Magnoliopsida; Myrtales; Myrtaceae
Product: PRA1 family protein F2
Exons: 1
Coding region: 1-594 (197 amino acids)
Biological process (GO): vesicle-mediated transport
Cellular component (GO): endoplasmic reticulum; Golgi apparatus
Source: RefSeq, a predicted model, not a curated record